This is a messenger RNA of Pseudovirgaria hyperparasitica, 2448 nucleotides long. Its product is annotated as AP-3 complex beta3B subunit. The transcript is spliced from 3 exons. The record is from RefSeq and is a predicted model, not a curated record. NCBI's taxonomy places the organism in Eukaryota, Fungi, Ascomycota, Dothideomycetes, Acrospermales, Acrospermaceae. Gene Ontology annotation, biological process: vesicle-mediated transport; intracellular protein transport. Bases 1 to 2448 code for a protein of 815 amino acids. Gene Ontology annotation, cellular component: AP-3 adaptor complex; membrane coat.
AUGGAGUCUCUUUCUAGGGUUUCUGGGAUGCUGGAAACAGCUCGAGACCUGACUCUCGAAGCUGCACGCGAUGCCAGCAACAUGCGCAGGACAACGACUCGCACAACUCCUGCUGCGCAAUUGAAGAAGCUUCUGGAUAGUCGUAGUGAGCGCGAAGUGCUAGAAGGUCUACGACGGGUCAUUGCUAUGACCUAUCGUUGCCAACAUACCCUCCCCUUCUUCAGUGCAGUGGUCAAGAACAUUGCUUCGCCAAACCUCGAAAUCAAGAAGCUGGUAUACAUCUACCUCCUCCACCAUGCCGAAGCCGAGCCUGACACCGCACUCUUGUCCAUUAAUACCAUACAAAAGUCACUUCGAGACUCAAACCCCCAAGUGCGAGCUCUUGCGCUACGAGUAAUGUCAGGAAUCAAGGUUCCUGUUAUAAGCCAAAUCGUAUCACUAGGCAUAAAAGGAGGUGUUGGAGACAUGAGCCCUUACGUGCGGAAAGCUGCUGCAUUAGCAAUACCCAAAUGCUACCGGCUCGACCCGAACACUCUGCCUCAGCUGUUGGAACACUUGUCCAUUCUUCUCGGUGACAAGCAGUACUAUGUCGUGGGAGCCGCUGUUGCGGCAUUCCUUGAGAUUUGCCCAGAGCGUCUUGAGCUUAUCCACGGUCACUAUCGUAGCUUGAUCCGCAAACUGGUAGACAUGGACGAGUGGGGACAAUUGGCAACCCUCCAAUUAAUGCUCGUGUACGCACGAAAAUGCUUCCCAAGAAGAACACGACGGGUGAAGAAACCCACAGCCGCGGCACCAUCAAAAGGCACCAAAGGCUUCUACGACGACUCCUCCGACGAAUCUCCCGACGACGACACCCAAUACACCACCGAAGCCGUCCUCGACCCCGACCUCGCCCUCCUACUCAACGCCAUGGAACCGCUUCUUUCUUCACGCAACUCCGCCGUAGUUGUCGCCGUCACCCGCUGCUUUCUCUACCUCGGCGAUACAACCCACAUCUCCACCGCCAUCGGCCCUCUCAUCGCCCUCUUGCGCACCCCAACCUCAAUGCAACAAAUCGCCCUGCACAACAUCGUCCAGAUCUGCCUCCUCCACCCCCAACUCUUCGUCCCGCACUACCGCCACUUCUUCAUCCGCGCAACAGACUCCCCGCAGAUCUGGACCCUCAAACUCGAACUCCUGACCCUCAUCUUUCCCUGUGCCCCGGCCCGCCUCCAAAGUCUGAUUCUCGCCGAACUCAGUCACUUCUCGCGCUCCGGCAGUAGCUACGAUGCCUCGCUCGUCCGCGAAGCCGUCCGUGCGAUCGGACGCUGCGCGCAGAGCUCUCAGGACCCAGGCACGAGCGCCCGCUGUCUACGGCUGUUGCUCGCGCAUAUUGGCACGGCGGACGCGCAUCUCGUUGCCGAGUCGCUGGAGGUCAUAAGACAUCUCAUACAGCGCGAUCCGGAUGCGCACCGGAAUACUGUCGUGCGGCUCGCGAAGCACCUUGACGUGGCAACUUCGCCGCAGGCUCGUGCGAGUAUCAUAUGGCUCGUGGGCGAGUUUGCCGCUGUGAAUGGCUCGUUGAGUGACAGCAUUGCGCCUGAUGUUUUGCGCAUCCUGGUCAAGGGCUUUGCAGAUGAGCAGGAGCCGGCGAAGCUGCAAAUUCUGCUGCUCGCGGCCAAGGUAUACUUGCAUCACUUGAAUGAAACACAACCACAUAAAUCACAGGUUCACGAAAAGACCAAUUUAGUUGAAACUACGAGCUCGACACUAUUUGCAUCUGCACUAGAAGGCGACGACGCUGGCUUCCGCGAUACGGCCGACGAUGUAGCUUCACCCGAGGUUCCGAGUACUCCGGAGCACCCAAUCAUCCUCUUAUGGCAACACACUUUACUGCUCAUCCGCUACGAUACAUCCUAUAAUCUACGCGACCGAGCGCGCGUAUUCCGCAACUUACUUAGCGUGCCAUCUUCGACUGCCCUCGCAUCAUUACUGCUUCUCGCACCCAAGCCCGUGCCGCAGAUCCCCAACCCAUCAAGCGCGCGUAAAAACUACACAUUGGGUAGCGCUAGUCUCGCAAUUGGAGACGAGGUUGGUGUCAGUGGCUUGCGCGGGUACAAGGAUCUGCCAGAGUGGGUGAAGGCUGGUGACGAGCCUGGACCAAGGCUCCGUGAUGCAAUAGGGGCAAGCAAGGUCGAGUAUGGCGAGAAGACGCUUAGCGCAAGCGAACAGCUCGAUCGAGGAGCGGGAAUAACAGAGCCAGUCGCUACGCCACAUAAGGCGAAUGGAGUGAAAGAAAAGACGCUUGAUGACUGGCUGGCAGAAGACGAUGCGGGAGAGGAAGAGAGUGAGGAGACGGAGACAGAGAGCGAGGAGACAGAGGAGGAGAGUGACGAUGAUGAUGAGGAGGAGUAUGAAGAGGAGACGGAUGACGACGAUGAUGAUGAACAUGAUAGAUUAGUGAAAUAA